This is a messenger RNA of Trichoderma atroviride IMI 206040, 1724 nucleotides long. RefSeq lists its product as uncharacterized. Gene Ontology annotation, cellular component: cytosol. Lineage: Eukaryota; Fungi; Ascomycota; Sordariomycetes; Hypocreales; Hypocreaceae. Gene Ontology annotation, biological process: 'de novo' AMP biosynthetic process. Gene Ontology annotation, molecular function: N6-(1,2-dicarboxyethyl)AMP AMP-lyase (fumarate-forming) activity; (S)-2-(5-amino-1-(5-phospho-D-ribosyl)imidazole-4-carboxamido) succinate lyase (fumarate-forming) activity. The record is from RefSeq and is a predicted model, not a curated record.
ACAGAAUUUUCAAAAGUCCCAAAAUGGCUGAACAAACCCAAAACACCGAGGCCCAGAUCCAGGAGCUGCAGAAGCAGAUUGAGCAGCUCAAGGCGUCGCAGAAGAGCCCUUACGAUGUCUACCAGACAUCCCUGACAAGCCGCUACUGCAGCGCUGAGAUGACGCAGCUCUUCAGCCAGCGGUCCAGGCACUCUACCUGGCGCAAGCUCUGGCUGGGCCUUGCCGAGGCUGAGCACGAGCUGGGCAUCGAGACCAUUACUCCCCAGGCUUUGGAGGAGAUGAAGGCUCACCUUAUCGUCACCGACGAGGACUUUGAAGCUGCGCGUAUUGAAGAGAGGAUUAGACGUCAUGAUGUCAUGGCUCACGUCCAUGCUUUUGGCCUUGUUGCUCCGGCUGCUGCUGGUGUCAUUCACUACGGAGCCACAUCUUGCUACGUCACUGAUAACGCAGAGCUCAUUCUCCAGGCCAAAGCUCUUGAUCUUUUAAUCCAGAAGCUGUCCAAGGUCAUCUCCAACCUGAAGGCAUUCUCUCUCCAGUGGAAAUCUGAACCUACAUUGGCCUACACCCAUUUGCAGAGCGCUCAGCCCAUCACCGUUGGCCGUCGCUCGGCCCAAUGGCUUCAGGACCUCACUUUCGAUUUGGAAAAUCUCGAAACUGUUCGCGCAAACCUCAAGUUCCGAGGUGCACAGGGAACUACCGGAACACAGGCAUCCUUCUUGGAAAUCUUCCAAGGCGAUCAUGCCAAGUGCGACAAGCUUAACGAAAUUCUCUGCAAGAAAUUUGGAUUCCCGGCCUGCUAUGACAUCUCUACCCAGACAUACACGCGCAAGGUCGACCUCAUCAUUGCCCAGGCAGUGGCUGGCAUUGGAGCUAGCGCUCAUAAGAUUGCAAACGAUAUUCGUCUGCUGGCAAACUUCAAGGAGAUUGAGGAGCCGUUUGAGGCUAAACAAAUUGGUUCUUCGGCCAUGGCAUACAAGCGCAACCCGAUGAGGAGUGAGAGAAUUUGCUCCCUGUCUCGUACCUUGAUGUCCAAGCCAGCUUCUUUUGCCAACACGCUGUCCACACAAUGGAUGGAGCGAACAUUGGACGAUUCUGCCAUCAGACGAAUGGAUAUUCCCGAGAUGAUGCUGCUUGCAGAGGCCGUUCUCAUCGGCUUGGACAACGUUACAGAUGGUCUCGUUGUCUACCCGGCCCGAAUUCGAAGCAGAUUCCUUGAGGAGUUGCCGUUUAUGGUGACUGAGGCGAUUAUCAUGAAGAUUGUGGCCAAGGGCGGCUCGAGACAAGAGGCACACGAGGAGAUCCGUGUUAUCUCACGCCAGGCUGCAAGCGUUGUCAAGAUGGAGGGCAAGCCGAAUGACUUGAUCGAGCGUAUUCGCAACACUGAGUACUUCAAGCCCAUCUGGGACGAGCUUGAUGGAAUGAUGAAGCCCGAGUUGUAUGUCGGCCGCAGUGUCGAGAUUGUCGAGAGAUACUGCGGCGCUGGUGGCCCCGUGGAGAAGGUGCUUGCUCCAUACAAGGAGUACCUCGCCCAGUCUACCACUGCGCAGCUGAACGUUUAAGCUACCCGGUUGCAGAUGGUUGGAAUUGUAGAAAAGUGAUAAAAAAGGCGGUUGUAAGCCUUGUCAAUUGGCUCAAAAGACAACGAAAGGGAUGGGAUAUGAGGGCUAUUAUGCCUGUAGCUAGUCUAGACACGAUGAGCUUCAACAUGCUACGUCACAUUGCUA